AUGCGACCAAAGAGUUACAACCCUCUCGAUCCGAUUCUUCAAAUUCAACCCGAAGCCGGACAAGAAAGCCUUCAAAUGAAGGAGAUUUUGGUUCGGGGUGUGGAACGUACUAAUGAAUCCAAAUUGAAGAAUGCGUUUGAAGCAACAACCAGAGCUAAAAAUUUAAAUGAAUUGAAUGAAGCCAUCAGUGUUGGCUUGGAAAGAUGUAGUAAAUUGGAUGUAUUGAAUAAUUUGAAUGUUAUUCUUGAUACGGAUGAGAACAAAAAUGUUGUACUCGUUUUGGACUGUAAGGAGAAGCAAUCAACACGUUUUUCCGUCGGUUCUACGGUCAAUGACAAGGGUCAAGUGAAGGGAGAGGUUUCAGUCGGAUAUAGAAACUUGUUGGGAGUAGCUGAUAGGUGGGAUGUUGAUGCUAAUUUUGAUAAGAGUGGCUUGACUUUUGUGAGCCGUGCUUUCUUUCCACAAAGUUUCAAUAAUGAUGGUGCUCUUUAUUUGAGCGGAUACUUGCUCGGAAGUAGAAGAAUUACAAAUCUCUUGCAGGAGAAAUCGAAUGGUGUUUCGGUCCGAGCUGAAAUCAAUGAUAGACAUACCAUUUCCUAUGAUUUUGAGUUGAGAAGAAAUGAAGAUGUGAGUGCCAUCUUCAGAAAGGCAUCAUCAUCGGGCUCCUUCAAUCGAUUCUUUUCUUCAUUUUUCAAUAGUAAGACCCAAGAGUCGGAACCUGUCCUCGACCAAGAAGAUUCCCAUGUGAAGAGUCAAGUUUGGACCGAAGUGAGAGAACACAGUGUCAAAUCAUCACUCAGCCACAUUUAUCGUUACGAUACAAGAGAUUCUGCUGCCACGCCAUCACAAGGAGCCUUCUUUAAAUUAGUUCAUCGAUUGGCAGGAUUGGGAGGUGACGUGAAACAUUACUCGGUCGACAUGAACGGUGAAGUGUUUGUUCCUCUCAUUUCUGAUACCCUUACUGCUGCUUUAAAACUCAAUGUUGGUACCAUUAUUCCUCUCGAUCGACAGAAUGAUACAUUCAUCUCGCUCAAUGAUCGAUUUGUGGAGAAUGUUCGUGGAUUCCCUGCCGUAGGUUUGGUUCAUCCACGAUCUGAGGAAGUAUAUGGAGGAAAUGUUAAGGCUCUCGCAACUGGAAGAUUAAUUUUCCCAUUCCCAAUUUCAUUCCUUCAUCAAUUACUUGGCUUGCAUUGUCAAGCAUUCUUUGAUGCUGGUCAUGUGGCGAAUAUGAACGAUUACAGCGAAAAGGGCAUGCAAGAAUUUAAGGAAAAAUUCUCAAAGGGUCUCCACACGAGUGUUGGUUUUGGACUUGCCAUGAUGCUGAGCUUUGGUAGAAUUGAAUUCAAUUUUGCCAAGCCAUCGACAAUCUUCAAUGACCAAAACAAUUUACCUCCCACUCUUCAAAACUUUAAACAAUUUUCAGUCAACUUUGUUUACAACGAAUAA
Molecule: messenger RNA, 1446 nt
Organism: Naegleria lovaniensis
Lineage: Eukaryota; Heterolobosea; Eutetramitea; Acrasida; Naegleriidae
Exons: 1
Coding region: 1-1446 (481 amino acids)
Biological process (GO): protein insertion into mitochondrial outer membrane
Cellular component (GO): outer membrane; SAM complex
Source: RefSeq, a predicted model, not a curated record